This is a messenger RNA of Oryzias latipes (Japanese medaka), 3183 nucleotides long. It is a transcript of the gene slc7a9, whose product is annotated as solute carrier family 7 member 9. Gene Ontology annotation, molecular function: L-amino acid transmembrane transporter activity. Lineage: Eukaryota; Metazoa; Chordata; Actinopteri; Beloniformes; Adrianichthyidae. The record is from RefSeq and is a predicted model, not a curated record. Gene Ontology annotation, cellular component: membrane. Gene Ontology annotation, biological process: amino acid transmembrane transport.
UGGUAUCCUUCCUUUAACUUGGCUAAGCAUCACCUGCCUUCUCACAUCAACCUUUUCUAAAAUAAACCUGCAUUCAAGUUAUUUUUUUACAAAAAAUUUCCAAGUGUCUAAGCGUCUGCUGACAGGCAUGGGAGAAGGAAGUAUCAAGAAGAGGCAGCCGCACAACGGCACCACUGGUCCCACCGAAAAGGAAAAGACUGAGAAGGCCACAGCGCUUCAAAAAGAUGUUGGCCUGCUGAGUGGGAUUUGUCUAAUUGUUGGAACCAUGAUUGGCUCAGGGAUUUUCAUUUCUCCCAAGUCUGUUUUGCUCUAUUCUGGAUCUGUGGGACCUUGCCUCCUCAUCUGGACAGCCUGUGGAGUGUUAUCCACUUUAGGAGCUCUGUGUUAUGCUGAACUUGGUACCAUGAUCACCAAGUCUGGGGGAGAGUAUCCCUAUCUGAUGGAGGCUUUUGGCUCCAUAGUGGCUUACCUCUACUCCUGGACCACAGUCAUUGUUCUAAAGCCAUCCUCCUUUGCUAUCAUCGCUUUGAGCUUCGCAGAAUACACAGCUACUCCUUUUUACCCUGGCUGUACUCCUCCUACUGUGAUCAUCAAGUGUCUGGCUAUAGCGUCUCUUUUGAUAAUUGUCGCUAUCAACUGUAUAAGCGUCAAACUGGCAAGCUACGUGCAGAACUUCUUCACAGCAGCCAAGCUUGUCAUCAUUCUCGUCAUUGUAGUGGCUGGUAUUGUUUUAUUAGCUCAAGGAAAGACACAGAACUUGUCAAAUGCCUUUGACGGCUCAUCAAUGUCUUUUGGAGCGAUUGGACUUGCCUUUUAUAAUGGUCUUUGGGCUUAUGACGGAUGGAAUCAAUUAAAUUUUAUCACAGAGGAACUGAGAAACCCAUACAGAAAUUUGCCCCUGGCCAUCAUCAUUGGGAUUCCUUUGGUAACUGUGUGCUAUGUUUUGGUCAACAUUGCCUACUUCACGGUUUUGACCCCCUCUGAACUACUGGUGUCUCCAGCUGUGGCUGUGACUUUUGGAGACAGAGUGCUUUACCCUUUGUCUUGGAUUGUUCCCCUCUUUGUUGCCUUCUCCACCUUUGGAGCUGCUAACGGGAGCUGCUUCACUGCUGGGAGACUGGCAUUUGUUUCCGGAAGAGAAGGUCACAUGGUGAAAAUUUUGUCCUAUGUUAGCCUGAGGCGCUACACCCCAUCACCUGCUCUUAUUUUUAAUGGUAUUUUGUCUUUAUUCUACAUCAUUCCAGCUGACAUCAACAGCCUCAUAAACUACUUCAGCUUUGCUCAGUGGGCGUUCUAUGGUCUGACGGCGUUGUCUCUUAUAGUGAUGCGCUUCACCAGGAAGGAACUGCACAGACCUGUUAGGGUGCCAAUUGUCAUAGCUGCCCUGAUUGUUGUGGUCUCUUGCUAUCUCGUCUUGGCUCCAAUUAUUGAUCAGCCAGAACUUGAGUACCUUUACUGUACAAUCUUCAUCUUUAGUGGACUCAUCCUUUACUAUCCCUUUGUCUAUCUUAAACCCAGAUGGGCACGCAGGAUCAUGAGGCCCAUCACCAUGCACCUCCAGCUGUUCAUGGAGGUAGUUCCUCCAGAAGAUUAUGAACCUGAGGACCCUAUGAAGUCUGUGAAGUUCUAAAAAAAGCAUCUCCAGCUUGAUGUGUGGAGUUCUUGGUCCACACCUACGUGGACCCCAGUGACGACCAGAGUCAGACAGACCACGCCUCUUCUGAAAAAACGGCAGACACAAAGUUCUUCAAGCUGUGCCUCCGAAUCAGUCAUGUGAAGUUUGAGAACAAAGCUCAUUAAUAGUCUCUCUGAAGUAUCACCUAAGAAUACAGUUACUCUCUGCACACAUCUUCCCUUUGGGGAAAUCCCCCAACGGCAUCAACUAAAUCAGCUCAAACAGAUUCCAAUGGCACCACCUUUCAUAGCAAAAAAAAAAAAAAUUCCAAAGAAGACUGGAGGCAAGCACUACUGUAGGUACUGUAUUUCUAAGGGCUUCAGUUUAGAGGCAUGGGGGAUACUGCUGAAAGUAUUAAAGGGUGAAGGACAUUAAGCCUCUGCAGAUCAUGCCACAGAAAAUGACAACAUUUUGCUCCUGAGGAUAAAAGUGAAAAUAUUGAGGAGUCUUCUAUGAUGCAUGUGUAAAGACUAAAUUCACGCUCACUGGUAGCACAACUUGUAGUAAUUCUGUUUUUGUUGACUUGGUGUUUGAUUACAGAUAUUUAUGUUGAUGAUCAUACAGGUUGUUUGAAAUUAACCCUUUCAGUUAAACCGGGCAUGUCCAAAGUCCGGCCUAGGGGUCACAUGAUUUUGUUCAAAUUUUUACUGACCCACCAUAAAAUCAUACUGUCAUAAAAUCAAUAACAUGCAGCCCACAGCACAUUUGAUUUAUUGAUUUGUGAUUGGCUAAAUGAUGUUAUAAGCCGCUGUAAACAUGUGGCAAAAACCUGUGACCUUAAGAGCCUUUAAGGUCAAACAAACAGAUUUAUUUGUUUCAAAACAACAAUGAUUAUACUUCUGAAGGAGAUAACUAUUUGUGUUAUUUUCAUGUUCACAUGAUUUAAAUUUUGAAGUUUACUGUAUGAAACAUUUCAUAUACCGUAAACCCAAAUUUAUUGUUGACAAAAGGCUUUUUUUUCUCCAGACAGACUUUUUCUUCAUUUUAACUCUGCCCACAAGUUCACAGUAAUCUGAGUAAAAAAUUAUUUACAUGCAUUUCUGUUCUAUGUGAAGAAAUUAAACAUUACAAACAUUUUUUUAAAUUAAAUAGUUCAUUUGCAUUUAAUAUUUUUAAAAGGCUUCAAAGAAUGCAAGCCGAAUGGUUGGCCCUCACACCUCUUUGCAAAAAGUUUGAACACCCCUGGUUUAAACAAAAUGUGAGAAAAUGUAAACUUACAAUGUACUCAUUUUGAACAAGUAUUUAUUAAGAAAGGGACACUGCAUUUUAAAUAUCAUUAAAAAACAAAGUGUAAAUAUACCAGAUUCUAACCAUAGGCUAAUUUCCAUCUGCAGUCCCCCGGUAGGUUGAUGUUUUUGAAGAGAUAAAACAGAUUUUAGGGAGGAAGAAAUGACACAUGAGAAUGUAAAUUAGAGUGAAAGGGAAUAAAAUACAAAUAGAAAUAUAAAACUAAGUAUAAUGUUUUCAUAUCAAGCUGUUAACCAAUAAAAUGCUCUGAUUCCUAGUCA